Oncorhynchus masou masou (cherry salmon) is the source of this 4166-nucleotide messenger RNA. RefSeq names its product zinc finger protein 346-like. The coding region runs from base 49 to 954 and encodes 301 amino acids. Gene Ontology annotation, molecular function: zinc ion binding; nucleic acid binding. Lineage: Eukaryota; Metazoa; Chordata; Actinopteri; Salmoniformes; Salmonidae. The transcript has 7 exons. The record is from RefSeq and is a predicted model, not a curated record.
GUCGUCACGAUUACGCAUGUGCCCGCUGCUGCUGACACGACAGAAAACAUGGCGCUCGAGGAACCAAAUGGAGAUUUUCCAUAUUUACCUUCAGGGGUGGCGGAGGUAAACAAAAUGAUAAAGGAGAAUGGUGACCUUUUUUCUGAUGCCCUGUGCAAAAUCUGCAGUGCUGUCCUGAAUUCUGACUCCCAGAAACUUGCACAUUAUCAGAGCAAAAAGCAUGCCAACAAAGUGAGACGCUACAUGAGCAUCCACAAAGAAGAGGAGCCCACCAUCAAAAGGUUCAAGUCGCCUUCGGGAGACAGUGCCAGCAGUAAUGGCGAGACGGACCGCUCCAAAGCCUGUCAUAUAUGUAACAUGACAUUCUCCUCUCCGGUGGUGGCUGAGUCCCACUACCAGGGCAAGGUGCACACCAAGAACCUGAGACUGAAGACCUUUGGCAACCAGACCCCAGUAGCACUACCUCAGGCUGUGGCCCCAGUGGUGAAAAAGAAGAAGAAGAAGAAGGAGGCUCAAUCAGAGGAGGCUGGCAACGUGGCAUCGUCAGGCCCGGCCGAGGACGACCAGGGCAACUUCUGUUCCAUCUGCCAUGCCUCGUUCAACAACCCCCUCAUGGCCAAGCAGCACUACGAAGGCAAGAAGCAUAAAAAACAGCUGACCCAGCAGAAGCUUAUGGAGACCUAUGGGCCAUCCACUGCCUCAGCUUCCACAGUAAAGGGCUACCCAUGUACUGUAUGCAACAUCGAACUGAACUCUGUGGAACAGUAUCAGGCACACAUCAGUGGCUCCAAACAUAAGAACCACGUCAGAGGGAAGAAAGCGAGCAGCCCGAUGUUCAUCGACCCAUCGGAAAACAAGUACACAGCAGAAAACCAGCAGUCAGAGUACCAGUAUACACCUGAAGCCGAACCAGUACAGGAGGACUGGGGUGCUUUCAGCCAAGAUUACGAGUGACGAGCCUCCCAGUACCCCCCCACCAACACCACAGUUCCCUCAGCUACGGCCAGAAGGAUCACCUGACCAGGAAAAGCUCUAGGUCCUUGUUUCAAUACAGGUUACAACUAGGAUCCAGAGUUUUCUUUUUUUCUGUUCAUGUCAGGAAAAAUCCCUGGACAGAGGGCAGCCUAUAUGUGGUGGUCUUUCUGUGGUGUUGUAUCUGCCUCAUGGAUGAAUCUCAACUCCAGCUCUAUAUCAUUCUGUCAACUCCAUGUCUAAAUCCCAGUACAUAUUCACUACCGGUCAAAAGUUUUAGAGCACCUACUCAUUCAAGGGGUUUUCUUUAUUUGUACUCUUUCUACAUUGUAGAAUAAUACUGAAGACAUCAAAACUAUGAAAUAACACAUGGAAUCAUGUAGUAACCAAAAAAGUGUUAAAUCAAACAAUAUUUUUUUAUUGAGAUUCUUCAAAUAUCCACCGUUUGCCUUGAUGACAGCUUUGCACACUCUUGGAAUUCAAUCAACCAGCUUCACCUGGAAUGCUUUGACAACAGUCUUGAAGGAGUUCCCACAUAUGCUGAGCAGUUGUUGGCUGCUUUUCCUUCACUCUGUGGUCUGACUAUUCUUCCUAAACCAUCUCAAUUUGGUUGAGGUUGGGAGAUUGUGGAGGCCAGGUCAUCUGAUGCAGCACUCCAUCACUCUCCUUCUUGGUCAAAUAGCCCUUACACAGCCUGGAGAUGCGUCUUUAGCCCUUACACAGCCUGGAGAUGCGUCUUUAGCCCUUACACAGCCUGGAGAUGCGUCUUUAGCCCUUACACAGCCUGGAGAUGCGUCUUUAGCCCUUACACAGCCUGGAGAUGCGUCUUUAGCCCUUACACAGCCUGGAGAUGAGUCUUUAGCCCUUACACAGCCAUAAUGCGUCUGCGGUUGGAAUCUAAAAUUUGGAAUCCAGUCCAAAGGACAGAUUUCUACCGGUCGAAUGCCCGUUGCUCGUGUUUCUUGGCCCAAGCAAGUCUCUUCUUGUUGGUGUCCUUUAGUCCUGGUUUCUUUGCAGCAAUUUGACCAUGAAGGCCUGAUUUCACGCAUUCUCCUCUGAACAGUUGAUGUCUGUUACUUGAACUCUGUGAAGCAUUUAUUUGGGCUGCAAUUUCUGAGGCUGGUAACUAAUGAACUUCUCCUCUGCGGCAGAGGUAACUCUGGGUCUCCCUUUCCUGUGGCAGUCCUCAUGAGAGCGAGUUUCAUCAUAGCGCUUGAUGAUUUUUGUAACUGCACAAGUUCUUAAUGUUCUGUAUUGACUGACCUUCAUGUCUGAAAUUAAUGAUGUUCUGUCGUUUCUCUUUGCUUAUUUGAGCUGUUCUUGCCAUAAUAUGGAUUUAGUAAAUCCUCUGUAUACCACCCCUACCUUGCCAUAACACAAUUGAUUGGCUCAAAUGCAUUAGAAAUUCCACAAAUUAACUUUUAACAAGGCACACCUGUUAAUUGAAAUGCAUUCCAUGUGACUACCUCAUGAAGCUGGUUGAGAGAAUGCCAAGAGUGUGCAUAGCUGUCAUCAAGGCAAAGGGUGGCUGCUUUGAAGAAUCUCCAAUUUGUUUUUGGUUAUUACAUGAUUCCAUAUGUGUUAUUUCAUAGUUUUGAUGUCUUCACUAUUAUUCUACAAUAUAGAAAAACCCUUGAAUGAGUAGGUGUUCAUAAACUUUGGACUAGCAGUGUGUGUUGGUUGUGUUUCUAGUCGGUCAGACCAGAGAGGAAUAGAGGCUCCUGGACAUGUUCUCUCAUUCUGUUCAGUUCAAAAUGAUGUCAUAAAUAUUUAAAAUUCCAGACAAUACAGUACAAUGAUAUGACUGUGGUCAGAAUUUCCCUGGAUGUUCCUUUCGUUUGUGCGAGGGACUUGCAGUUGUGUUCUGGUUCUGUGUGAAAUUGUUGUUUGUUUUUUACCAUCUUUUUUCCAUUUAGGCCUCUAAUCCUUGUCCCCCCCAACACUCGUUCUUUUGAUCCCUCUUUUUAAACGUUUCUCUUCGACUGGCUGAAGAGAAACUCCAACAUAUCCUGUACAGAAAGUUAUUUCUAGAAUUGUUACUCGUUCUAUUAAUUAUAUUUCUUUCGGUUUGCUGUUAGCAACAUGGAGAGUGACUUGGGAUCUGUUUAUACAGGAAGCACAAUUCUGAUAUUUUUCCACUAGUCCUUUGACCAACCAGAAUGCUAUUUUGACAAAAUAUCAGAAUACUUCUGCUUGUGUAAAUGCGUCCUUGGAAGUUUUUUUUAUGUUACAUUUUCUGCACCCACCAACCUCUGUGAGAACCUAGAUUGAUGUUUAUUUUAAGUAAAAGACUGGCAGAUAAGCACAUCCUAUAAUUGUUUUAUUAUAUGCACAUGGGCUUGUAUCAGUUUACAAACUGCGCUGUCAUACCAACAAUAUGCCGCAGCAGAGAAGUAAUGUCAUAUUCUAACUGUGCUUUUUAUUAGGAAUGCGCUGUCGGUACCAGGACUUAAAAAUCUAUGUAUUUGUGUUUUGGUCACACAGGAAAAAGGAAAUGAAACAACUUACGUACAAUGUGACAUAUACCUUUACUAGACAUCUGCUGUGCUAUGUCAUAGUUGUAGAAUUCAUGCAAUAAUGUUUUAUUCUGUAGUUGUCCUUCUGUGCUGGUUGGGCCAGGAAAGAUUGUCAGAAUGUUGGUCAACAUUUUGUGAGUCUGGUGGAGUGGAUUUGUCUGAUGUGAUUGUGAAGAUCUGAGAUUGUUUCUUCGGUGGUGAAACUAAAAUAAGCUAUUUCAAAGGCUGUGUUUUGACUAGUUAGUGCUGAUACUGAUCUAUGUUUUUGCAUUUAUUGAAAAUACAAAAUAUCUACUUGGACAUGGUUCAUAGACUGCCUGUAUCAGAUAAGUGAGGGAUUGAUUGUGCAGUGCAUUCGUUACUGACAGAUGGUAAAGGAUCAUAGAUUUGUACUUUAUUUACUCUUUCAAAUGAAAGGGUGAUAUAUGGAUCUAUAAAGGCAUUAAUACAUGUUUUGAUAAGGACCCAUCCCCAAGUAUUUAAUUUGUGACUAGUUGUUUUGGUUAUUUGCAAUUUUGGCAUGUCUUAAGAAUAGUUUGUUUUUUAGCAUCAGACAUGACAAAUUGCAUAUUUUAGUAUUGAAUGUGUGGCCCAGCCUUUGGCUGAAGAAAUGUUGCAUUGAUUUUGGAUGUAAUUCAUUCGAGGGCUUCUAAAUAAAUACAUUAAAACAAACACAAA